AUGAGAAGAUCGCUCUGCUGCAGGUUACUGGAGGGCGCAAACAGUAGGAAGAACGAACUGGAGACAGAAAACAGACUGGUGAACCAGAGACUGAUCGAGGGUCAGAGUCAGGUGGAGGAGCUGCAGAGGAGUCUUCAGGAACAGGGCUCCAAAGCAGACGAUGCGAUUUCAAUCAUUCUGAAGAAGAAAAAUGAUGCUCACAUGGAGAAAUUACGGGAAGUGAACAGUGAACUGCAGAAGAAGUGUGCGCACAUCGAUGACUUGGAGCCCAAGUACACCUCUAGUUCCCAGAAAGUAGAGGAACUGGAAGAGGCGUUAAAGAAGAGGAUGAAGACAUGAAGCAGAUGGAGGACAGAUAUAGAAGUACCUGGAGAAGGCGAAGAG
Molecule: messenger RNA, 384 nt
Organism: Oncorhynchus gorbuscha (pink salmon)
Lineage: Eukaryota; Metazoa; Chordata; Actinopteri; Salmoniformes; Salmonidae
Product: protein Hook homolog 3-like
Exons: 6
Coding region: 1-339 (112 amino acids)
Biological process (GO): cytoplasmic microtubule organization
Molecular function (GO): microtubule binding
Source: RefSeq, a predicted model, not a curated record